AAGAGGAGAGGCACAACAGAUGUUAAGGCCAGGUGUGGUAUGCGACCACCUAGUGGUAGAGUUCCUACUGGUAGGUCUAGUGUUGGCUUUAUUAAGAGUUUUUUCCCUUCAUAUACCAACCCAGGUGGUCAGCCGCAUAUUCGUGCUGCUAUGACAUCUAAAGAUAUGCUAUAUCAUGCACAAAAGCAGGUAGGGAAAUGGUUUUAUGAUGCAUGUAUUCCAUUUAAUGCAGCUAAUUCUUUUCAAUUCCAAGUCAUGGCAGAUGCAAUUGCUUCUAUAGGCCCCAGAUUCAAAAUGCCAUCAUAUCAUCAGUUGAGGGGCAAAAUUCUUCAGGAUACAGUCAAAGAAGUGUCUGAGCAUUGCAAUGAGUUGAAAUUAUGUUGGAAAGAAACAGGUUGCUCCAUUAUGUCAGAUGGUUGGACUGAUACAAGGUCAAGAACACUUGUAAAUUUUCUUGUUUAUUGCCCUAAAGGUACAAUGUUCUUGAAAUCUCUUGACUUGUCUGAUGUUCCUAAAACUGCUGAGAUUUUAUUCAAUGUUUUUUAUAAUGUCGUACAAGAAGUUGGACAUGCAAACAUUGUACAAUUUAUUACAGAUAAUGCUGCAAAUUAUAGAGCUGCAGGAGAUUUGUUAUUUCAAAAGUAUAGAACAUUUUAUUGGAGUCCAUGUGCCACUCAUUGUGCUAAUUUAAUGCUUCAAGAUCUUAAUGAGAUGCAUGAUAUGAAAUCAGCCAUUGACCAAUGUCAAGAGGUAACAAAAUUUAUCUAUAAUCAUGCAUAUGUAUUGAGUUUGAUGAGAAAAUUUACAAAAGGAGUUGAAUUAAUACGACCUGCACAAAAUAGAUUUGCCACAAAUGUAUUGACUGUGCAGAGUGUGGUGAAACAAAGAACUCCUUUGAGACAGAUGUUUGCUAGUGAAGAAUGGGCUGCAUAUCCACAUGCUCAUAAAAGAAAUGCUUCUUUAGUUGUGGAUAUUAUAUUCAAUAACGUAUUUUGGGAAUCAUGUGUGAAGCUAUUGAAGGUUUGUGUUCCAUUAGUUAAAGUUCUCAGGUUGGCUGACAGUGAGGACAGACCUUCCAUAGGGUACUUAUAUGAGGCUAUGGACAAAGCAAAAGAGGCAAUUCGAGACAACUUAAAGGAAAAGAAAAAGUUAUAUAUGCCCAUAUGGAAGAUUAUAGAUAAAAGGUGGACUGGACAGCUUCAUCAACCUCUUCAUGCAGCAGCUUAUUAUCUAAAUCCUGCAAUUAGAUUUUCUCCUACAUUUAAGGACAGAGAAGUCAUGCAUGGUUUGUUAGAUUGUAUUAAUGUGUUAGUGGAAGAUUCUACAGAACAAGAUGCUGUGCACAAUGAGUUGGAUCUAUAUGAUAGUUGUUUUCGGAACAUGGGACUACCUGCCGCCGUUCGAGCCAGGACAACGAUGCGUCCAGAUUUGUGGUGGAAUAGGUAUGGGUUUGAUUGUCCAAACCUAGCACGUUUUGCAGUCAAAGUCCUCAGCCAGACAUGCAGUGCUAGUGGAUGCGAAAGGAACUGGAGUGUGUUCCAACAUAUCCAUAGCAAAAAAAGGAAUAGGCUCGAACAUAAAAGGUUGAAUGACCUUGUCUUUGUUCGAUAUAAUAUGAGGUUGAAACAAAGAGAAUUGGAAAAAUCAUUAGCAAGGAAGCACACAUCUCAGUUCGAUCCUAUCAGCUUGGAAAAUUUUGACGAUCUAGAGCCAUGGAUUGAAGAAGAACCAGCUACAAUAUUUGAUGAUGAAGAUCUUGAAUGCUUCAACCUUGAAGCUGAAGCAACAGAAGGCUUUGUUGAUGAAGGAGAGUCUGCUACUGCUGGUGCUGAAUAUGUUGGUGAAGAUCUUCCAAUUCUUGACGAUGAAGAAGAAGAAGAAGAUGAAGAUGAAGAUGAUGAAGAUUAUGAAUGAUGAAUCAUGAAUGAGAGUCAAGUCAAGAGUGCUUUCAUUUUAUAUGUAUCAAAAACUGAAGAGUUAUGAAUCUAUGGUUGUUGAACACUUGAUUGAAUGUUUUAUGACUUUAUCACUUUAUGGCUUAUGGCCUUAUGCUUUGUUGAAUGAUAUUGUAUUAUUGUUAUGAAUUUUGAUGUUUAUGAAUGAUGAACGCGUAAGUUUAUAGCA
This is a messenger RNA of Nymphaea colorata (pocket water lily), 2124 nucleotides long. RefSeq lists its product as uncharacterized. The record is from RefSeq and is a predicted model, not a curated record. The transcript has 3 exons. The coding region runs from base 40 to 1914 and encodes 624 amino acids. NCBI's taxonomy places the organism in Eukaryota, Viridiplantae, Streptophyta, Magnoliopsida, Nymphaeales, Nymphaeaceae. Gene Ontology annotation, molecular function: protein dimerization activity.